GGGGCUUCCUACCCGUGUACAUGACCCUACUGGAGAGCUCUCCACGGUACUCUUUCCAAGAUUCCCAUCUGCAUUCUGUAAUCUUCUCUUAGGAGUACCCUAAUAAUAUAUAGAAGAUCCGGUGGCCGAGAGAAACGCAGCAGCAGCAAAAAACAGAAAUUAUGAAACAAAGCUAAGUUUGGUUGUUCUGUAUAUCAAAAUCCUCCCAUCAAUUCCAAAGAUCAGUUGUGAUGGUCUUUACUGUUAGAUGGUGAAACAAUGACAAAAGUCAGGGAUAGGACUGAGGAUUUUAAAGAUGCAGUGAGGCAGGCUGCUGUUUCUUUGGGGUACAAUGAGUCAAAAUUGGCAGCCAUUUUGGCAUCUUUCAUUAUUCAUAAACCUCGACAGCACUUACCUUUUACCAAGGCUGCAAUAACAACGCUCGAAAGCAUUGGAACCUUGCAACAGUUUAUAAUAAAGCAUCGGAAAGAUUAUGUGGAUCUCCACCGAACAACUGAACAGGAGAGGGAUAGUAUUGAACAUGAAGUUAUGGCAUUUAUCAAAGCAUGUAAAGAACAAAUUGAUUUUCUUAAAAAUAGCAUAAAUGAUGAAGAAGCAAACACUAAGGGUUGGCUUGGCAUUAGAGGCCACAUUGCCAAUACUGAUACUGUAGCACACAAGCAUGGGGUGGUUUUGAUUCUAAGCGAGAAACUCCAUUCAGUAACAGCACAGUUUGAUCAACUAAGAGCCAUACGGUUCCAAGAUGCUAUUAAUAAAAGGAUGCCAAGAAGAAAACCUAACCGAGUUGCAAAUCCAAGUUCCACAGAUUCAUCUAAAAUGAACAAUUCAGAGCUUGGGAAACCUGAUGAAAUUCAAUCAGAGCCUCUUAGAGUUCAGCAGCAAUUAUUGGAUGAUGAAACUCGUGCACUUCAGGUAGAGUUGAGCAGUCUUCUAGAUGCGGUUCAACAAACUGAAACUAAAAUGGUGGAGAUGUCUGCAUUGAAUCAUCUAAUGUCCACACAUGUUCUACAACAAGCACAGCAGAUAGAGCUUCUUUAUGAACAGGCAGUUGAAGCCACGAAGAAUGUUGAGCUUGGUAAUAAAGAGUUGUCUCAAGCUAUACAGCGGAAUAGCAGUAGCAGGACCUUUCUCUUGCUUUUUCUGUUUGUUCUUACUUUUUCAAUCCUCUUUCUUGAUUGGUAUAGUUAAAGGGAUCUUGUAUCAUCCCAUAUCAUGUACAUUUAGACUAGUGCUUUCCCUUAUUGUUCUACUGACGAAAAAAAAAAAAAAAAGAGAGGAGUGAAGAUAGAUUGAAAUUGGAGCAAAUUGGUCUUGGCAUUUUCUAGUAAUUUUGACGCAAUGACUUGGUCUUAGCAAA
Molecule: messenger RNA, 1357 nt
Organism: Manihot esculenta (cassava)
Lineage: Eukaryota; Viridiplantae; Streptophyta; Magnoliopsida; Malpighiales; Euphorbiaceae
Product: syntaxin-81
Exons: 8
Coding region: 259-1188 (309 amino acids)
Biological process (GO): retrograde vesicle-mediated transport, Golgi to endoplasmic reticulum
Cellular component (GO): SNARE complex; membrane; endoplasmic reticulum
Source: RefSeq, a predicted model, not a curated record